This is a messenger RNA of Anguilla anguilla (European eel), 5548 nucleotides long. RefSeq names its product zinc finger, MYM-type 2 (gene zmym2). Gene Ontology annotation, molecular function: zinc ion binding. NCBI's taxonomy places the organism in Eukaryota, Metazoa, Chordata, Actinopteri, Anguilliformes, Anguillidae. The record is from RefSeq and is a predicted model, not a curated record. Bases 110 to 4291 code for a protein of 1393 amino acids. The transcript is spliced from 23 exons.
CUCCCACGCAAACGUUGCUACGUUGUAGCGCAUGCGCUAGGGGAUUUGUGUCAAGGCACAGAAGUGGCGCUAUAUCGUUUGCAGAUCGACUCGGGUGGUUGUCUAAGUGAUGGACAGAGGUUUGCCGGAGGGUUCUGAACCCAGGCUGGGCGGAGAAGAGGAUGGCGUGACAGCAGAGGCAGAGUCCUUCAUGGAUACAGCCCCGCCCACUGCGCAGAAGACCCCUAUGGAGGGCACGGAUGCUGCCCACGACCCCCCUGUCACAGCUGCUGCCCCUCUGCCACCCGCCCAGGACGACGAGGACGACGACGUGGUGCUGGUGGAAGCCCCGCCUCCCGCACCCGCUCCCCAAGCCGGAGCUCAACCGAGUGCCCCCUCCCCGAAGCACGACUGCGGCGAGAAGGGCGGCGUGGUAACAGCGGCAGCGCCCACGCCCACCGCCAAAACCCCCACUUUCACCACUCCCGCCCCCGCACCCGCACCCGCACCCACAACGGCGGCCCCGAGCCAGAGCGAGACCAUCGUGAUCGAUGAUGAGGAGGACUCCUUUGAGCAAAAAGACUCUUCCUCGCGUGCUCCCCCUUCAGAGGUGGCCCCCCCCUCAGGCAGUGCCGCGCUGAGCAGCACCGAGCCGGACUCCGAGAUCAAGAUCGCCAGCGUCACCACACUGGGUGUGGCCGCCUCCAGUUCCACCGUCGCCGUGGGAACGGCAGCGGCGGCGGCGGGUUCCAAGGGGGAUAUGAACUUGAUGAUCACCAGCGUGACGUCUCUGCAGGGGGCGGGGGCGGGGCCGGGGCUGGAGCGGGACGAUGGCCUGCAGAUCGGCAGCACCUUCAGCCUCAACCCCGAGGCCCAGACAGAGCUGUCCACCAGCCGGCCCGGCACCUUCAACCCGGGCCGGGUCGGCACCACGAACGAGCCCGUCCAGAAUGGGGAGACCAGCACACACCAGAGAUCCGAUUCCUGGAUAUCCCAGUCGGCUUCCUUCCCGAGAAACCAGAAGCAGCCUGGUGCAGACUCGCCGGCCCCGGCCGCCUCUCUGCCCAAACAGGUGUGCUCGCCCUCGAGCACCCAGCAGCCCCCCAGGACGGUGAAGGUCACCUGCGCCAACUGCAGGAAGCCCCUGAAGAAAGGGCAGACCGCCUACCAGCGCAAAGGCUCCACCCACCUCUUCUGCUCCACCACCUGCCUCUCCGCCUUCUCCCACAAACCCGCCCCCAAGAAGAACUGCACCAUGUGCAAGAAAGAUAUCACCAGUAUGAAAGGAACCAUUGUGGCCCAGGUGGACUCGAGCGAGGCCUUCCAGGAGUUCUGCAGCACCGGCUGCCUGUCCUCGUACGAGAACAAACAGAACCCGCCCAAGACCCCCGUCAAGACCAGGUGUACCGUCUGCGGGAAGCUGACCGAAAUUCGCCACGAGGUCAGCUUUAAGAACGUCACCCACAAGAUCUGCAGCGACAUGUGCUUCAACCGCUACCGCAUGGCUAACGGGCUCAUCAUGAACUGCUGUGAACACUGCGGGGGCUACCUGCCCUCCAAGGCCAACCACUUCCUGGUCAUCGACGGCCAGCAGAAACGCUUCUGCUCUCACAACUGCGUCAAGGACUACAAGCAGGCGCACGGGAAGAUGACGAUCUGCAGCGGGUGCAAGACCUCGUGCCGUUCCAUCACGGGGACGCACUGCAUCGGGACGAGUGGCGCCAUGGAGACGUACUGCUCCGCCGUUUGCAUGGCCAAGACCAAGGGCACGACCAGCCCUGACAGCCCCAGCACUACUACAGAACCCCGCUGUCAUUUCUGUAAAGAGAAGGCACUGCCACAGUACCAGGCCACACUUCCAGAGGGGGUAGUCUACAACUUCUGCAGUUCCAGCUGUGUGACUAAUUUUCAGGAUUUUACUGCCCUUUCCACUAAAACGUCAAACGGUCAGACAGCGCCUUCCUCCACAUCCAACAACAUUCAGCUCAAGUGCAAUUACUGCAGAGGAUCUUUCAGCCUGAAACCCCAGACACUGGAGUGGGAGAACAAAGUCUACCAGUUCUGUAGCAAGACCUGCUGUGAAGACUAUAAGAAGCUGCACUGCAUAGUAACAUUCUGUGAGUACUGUCAGGAGGAGAAGACUCUUCACGAAACAGUCAAGUUCUCAGGGGUCAAGAGGCCUUUCUGCAGCGAGGGCUGCAAGCUGCUGUACAAGCAGGAAUUUGCCAGGCGACUGGGUCUGAAGUGCGUCACCUGCAACCACUGCACACAGAUGUGCAAGAGAGGCGUGACCAAGCAGAUCGACGGAGUGCAGCGCGACUUCUGCAGCGAGGCCUGUGCCAAGAAGUUCCAUGACUGGUACUACAAGUCUGCGCGCUGUGACUGCUGUAAGCUGCAGGGGAACCUGAGCGAGUCGGUGCAGUGGCGGGCCGAGAUGAAGCACUUCUGCGACCAGCAGUGUCUCCUGCGCUUCUACUGCCAGCAGAACGAGCCCAACCUGUCCACUCAGAGAGGGCCAGAGAACAUGUCCUACGGGCAUGGAGGACAGCCGCAGGGAACCAAGGCAACGGCGCACAGUCAGCCCGCCGCGCCGUCCUCCUACGCUGGGGGAGGGAUGCUGAAGGACGUUAAAAACAAGGCUGUGCUGUGCAAACCGCUCACCCUGACCAAAGCCACCUACUGCAAACCGCACAUGCAGAGCAAGCACUGCCAAACGGAGGAAGACGUGCAGAAGGAGUACGUUCCGGUCCCUAUCCCUGUCCCCGUCUACAUUCCUGUGCCAAUGAACAUGUAUACGCAGGCCACGCCCACACCUGUCACUCUACCUGUCCCAGUGCCCGUGCCGGUGUUCCUGCCCACCACCCUGGACGGCGCGGAGCAGAUCGUUCGGACCAUCGCCGAGCUGAAGGCCAAAAUCCCCGCGGACCCGCUGGAGGCCGACCUGCUGGCCAUGGCCGAGAUGAUCGCCGAGGCCGACGAGGAGAAGCCCGACUGCGCAGAUGUGAUGUGCAAAAAUGUGGAUAGUGCAGACGUAAAGAGAGAGACUGUGAAGAGCGAGAGCAGCAGUUCAGAAGAAGAGGAAGAGGAGGAAGAGGAAGAGGAUGACUCCUAUCAGCCCCACCUGGAUUUAGAGGACGAUUUUCCCCGAGUCCCCGAUCCUGUGCCCGCUGUGGAAGGCCUCGACGCUGAGAUCGGCUUCACGCUGCCCCUGGUCCUGGGAGACGAGAGAGAGGUCAAGCCCGGACUCAAGGUCGAACGGAAGGGACACAAGAGGAGAGCGGUGGAAAUGGACGCCUCUCCUUCGUCCCCCGACGCCUCGUCAAUGGGCUGCUCCUUCCCCCUGAAGUCCCGGUAUGGGGUGAACGCCUGGAAGAGAUGGGUGCUGACUAGGAACAACCACUCCCAAGAUGACAAAGCGAAGGAGCAACUCAAAGAGGUGAGGCCCUCGCGGCUGAAGAGGAACCUGCUGUCUCUCAGCGCGGCGGAGCUGAACUACGGCCUGUCCCGCUUCGUCAGCGAGGUCCGCCGCCCCAACGGGGAAGCCUACGCCCCCGACAGCGUCUUCUACCUCUGCCUCGGGAUCCAGCGGUAUCUGCUGGAUAACGGGAGAACUGAGGACAUCUUCAGUGACCCGUACUACCACCUGUUUGGACAGGAGCUGAACAGAGUCCUCCAGGGCUGGCAGCCUAGCGUGCUUCCUGAUGGCUCACUGUGGGGGCGGGUGGAGGAGCAGGCCCUGUGGAGUAGCAGACAGCUGGGCCAGCACUCUCCCAUUGCGCUGCUGCGCUCUCUGGUCUACCUCAACACCAAGUACUUUGGCCUGCGGACCGUGGAGCAGCACCUGCGCCUCUCUUUCGGGAAGGUCUACGAGCAGCGCAAGGCCACCCCGCACUCUAAGGAUACCUCUGUGUGCAUCCGGAUCCCUUCCAUUUCCCAGGAUCAGGGUUUGUUCUUUCUGCCAGCAGUAAAAACUGGGACGAGGAAGAGGAAACGGGAAGAGGUGGAUGGGGACCCGGACUACGAGCCGGAUGAGUACUCGGGAAGCCCCCCUCACUGUCCCAUCAAGAAGCACGAGUGCCUCUUAUACGAGCUCUACCUCUCCAAAUGUCCCUCGGCUCUGAAGAAGAGGACGGACGUGUUCUACAUGACGCCCGACGACUCGAGCAGCUCGGACAGCCCGCUGUGGUACAGCUCCACCCCUCUGGAGAGGGCCAUCCUGGAGAAGGUCCUCACCCGCAUCCUGCUGAUAAAGGACAUCUACAGCCAAAAGGACCCCUCAGAGGAAGAGGAGGAAGAGGAAGGCAGCGAGUAGCCCCUCGUGUCCUCCUCCACCGGAGACAUGCUCUCAGCGUUAGCGCAACGCUACACUCUGUGUUAGCGCAGCACUACACAUCGCUCCCUGCCUCCCCUCCAGGCCGCUGAUCCCAGGUCAGCAUCCGGUCUGCAGCAGCCCCUCAGAUGGGCCGUCGGGGGAGGGGGGGGGGGGGGUUUCAGAAAAUGGUCCCGCACCUUCUGCUUCUUUUCAUUAUGAAAAACUCCAAACACCUUAUGUAGCACAUUAAACACUACGCCCAGGUUGGGCAGCUUUCAUUUGUAAAUAACCUUACGAGGACGAGCGGUUUAAAUAGCUGAAUCCUCCUCCUUAGCCCUGAUGCCUUUUUUAUUAUUAAAAAAAAGCCUUUAUUUAUUGAUUAAUAUCGGUUUGUUGUUUUUUUUUUGUUUGUUUUUUUUUUUGGAGAAGAUGUGGGAUUGCGCAGUUUGAUUCCUUUCUUCUCCUGUCUUUAAGCAUUAAAAGUGCAGUUCCACCAGACCCUCCCUUCUUUCUCCUCUCUGUGUUUGGGGGAGGGGCCGGGGGGUGUAUCGUUGUUUAGGGCCUUUCUGUAAAAGCAAGCUGUAAAGGUUCACUUUGAGGGCCAGUAGAAUAGAAGGGUUUCCUCUGCUGGCCCAUAAGCUCUUCGGUGGUCAUGGCUGCAGUUCAUUGGAUGGGGGUGGGGAUGACCCGGGCCUGACGUAUGUAUCCUGGGAGAUGUAUUCUAAUAUGAGAUGGUAGCGUAGUGCGUCUGUACAACAUUGGCACCUGAGGUCUUUCUUUCUUCCUUUUCACACUAUUUUAAAUCGCACAUCAGACAGUAUGUUGGUAUGUGGAUUUUGAUUAUUAAAUGUGAAAGUACUUAGAGUGGGUGACAGUGGGCAGUUCCCAGGUGGCAUUCUCACACGGUAGAAAUAGCAACGUUCUCGCAACGUUACCGCCACGUUAUGGCAACGUUGUAAGAACGAACAUCACAGUACUGUAUGCGUUAGCUGAAUUAGGCCUGGUACACCCAGCAGUGUUGUCUUAAUGUACUCGAAUCUGCUGUACAAGCUCUUCUAAUCUCCAAGUGACAGACAUCACAUUGGAAGCUGUUCUUUAGAUGAACUCAGUUAAGCUAGCGUUUUCUUUUUUUUAUUUAUGGGGUGAAAAAUGAAAAGCAAAUGAAAGUGCAUAUUUUUAUACUUGUUUUUCUCUUUUGUUGCAUAUGUAUUUUUUUACCUCCAAAUAAAUUGCAGUGAGUACAUGAUUUUCCUUUUA